UAUGUAGCACUCAUGACCCGAUCAAAGAGAGUGGGAAACCAUAAAAAUGGUAGUAAGAAAAAUGUAUCUAAGUUGUGGAAAACCAAAAGAAGAACCAAAGAUCUGGAUGAGAUUCACGAAGACAUAAAACCUCAAAAUGCACUGAAACUUCUGCAUCAAGAAAUUGAUUAUGAUGUUCCUGGUAAUGCUCAGCACUACUGCCUGCAUUGUGCGAGAUACUUCAUUGACCAGAGAAGCUUAAAUGAACACUUUAAGUCAAAAGUGCAUAAAAGAAGAUUAAAACAAUUAAGUGAAGAACCGUACACUCAAGAAGAAGCUGAAAGAGCAGCAGGAAUGGGCUGUUAUAUUCCUCCAAAGAAAAUAGCAGUGAAGACACAGGCAGCAGUGGAAGAAAUGAAAACAUAAUCUUUAUAAUUUUCACAAUUUUAUAGAUGGUAUAGUGCAUUGCUGGCUUUUAUUCCUCGAAAUAAAAAAAUAUGAUGCUGUGGUUGUAGGCAUAAGAAAAUGUAGCUUUUUUUCUCCUUGAACACUUUUGCUUGCACUGAAGAGGACAUUUGCCUUCAUCGUGGAUUCAGCUUCCAAAAGAAGAGUAACUGAUGCUGACUUUAUGCUGCCUCUGAAUUUUAAAUUUAUUUUGCCUUGGACGUUUCCCAUCUGUCAGCUAACUAAUCCUGUUGUAUCUCAUAGAGCUGGAUGGAUUUACAGUAGUUUACUAUAGACAGCUUUGUUCCACUUGCUAAAAGCGAUUUUCAUUUUUUUGUAUCCACACUCCCUUUCUCUUUACUUCCACAGAUGUGUCAUGAAUAAGAAGACUGACCCUUAGCUUCACUUAGAGUCUGUACCACAAGUAUUUGAGUUUCCUGUCCUCUGUGAUCAAGCUUGUUGUGUCUUUCGGCUUUUUCCGGUUAGGGGUCGCCACAGCGGAACUCCGGUCCGCUAAUGAUUGUCAGUAGAUUUUUACAUGCUGAGUUGCCGGCCCUGACGCACAGCCUUCAAUGAAGGUACGGCCAUUCACUCAUGUCUCCACACAAAAGACGCUCUAGCUGAGAAUCGAACAGGACAACGUCUUGCUGUGAGGCGACAACGCUACCGCAGCACCACCACCGCAGUAACCCUCUGUGAUCAAGCUGUGGGUAAUAUAUAUGAUAUAUAUGAUAUAUGUGCUGCUUUGCUACUCUGGAAAGUAGUAUUCCGUGAAACACAUGUGCUGCACUUAAGUAAUCAUAACUGGACAGACAAACCAGCUAGUCAGGGUAUCCAUGAGACAUGUUUGCCACUGUGAACCUGUCACUUAGUUUUUUUUAGGAUUUAUGCAACAUCAUGGAGGAAGGAUAUUUCAGUUUUUUAUAUGUAUGGAAAAACUGUAAGAAGGACCUUUAUGUCACCACUCAUGACGUGGCUGAGACUGUUUGCUGUGAUGCAGUUGAUCAUGUGGGGUGGCCCAUGUGAUGGUGUACCUUAAUUAAUGCCAGGCUUAAUACAUGAAGCUGUAGAACUUGUGUGAAACCGUUGUAAUUAAGAUAAUGAUGGGUAACAAAUCAAUUAAAAGUAUCCUCCUCUGUG
Molecule: messenger RNA, 1563 nt
Organism: Protopterus annectens (West African lungfish)
Lineage: Eukaryota; Metazoa; Chordata; Ceratodontiformes; Protopteridae
Gene: ZNF593
Product: zinc finger protein 593
Exons: 3
Coding region: 13-405 (130 amino acids)
Molecular function (GO): nucleic acid binding; zinc ion binding
Source: RefSeq, a predicted model, not a curated record